AUUGACAACUCUAGACAGAAUUCUUGCCAUUUUUUAUACGAAAAGAACAGUGUUUCUGAAUUGAUAGCUCCAAUUGUAUAGUUCAAUGUGUACGUCAUUCCAAUAAGAAACCCGUUUAGUUACUUGGCAAAGUAUUAAUAUGUUUGCGUUACGACAAUUAAGGCUGCAUGCCAGAGUCAAAAUACAUUUGCCGUACCUAUCGGCAGCAACAAAAACAACAAAGGCAAAACACAUGCCAGCUGUGCCGGCGCGUGUGUUAAUUGGGAUGCAUACACAGGCGGGAGAUUAUCGGAGGCAAAGGCUGUUGAUGCUGGAGGAGCACAUGGCGAGAUGGACGCAACACCAAAGAACAUCGACCACACUGUCAGCUUCGGAAGAGCAAAGUAAGCCGCCUGGCAAAUCAUCGCUUCUACAGGAUUUGGCAGACGCAACAAAGCCUUACGCACAUCUGAUGCGUAUUGAUCGGCCUAUUGGUACUUAUUUACUCUUCUGGCCAUGUGGCUGGAGUAUUGCACUGAGCGCUGAUGCCGGUUGUUGGCCAGACUUGACCAUGUUGGGUUUGUUUGCUACCGGUGCGUUAAUCAUGCGUGGUGCCGGCUGCACCAUCAAUGAUCUGUGGGAUCGGGAUAUAGAUGCCAAGGUGGAGAGAACCCGCACACGCCCGCUAGCCUCCGGUCAGAUCUCGCAAUUUGAUGCCAUUGUCUUUCUUUCGGCACAACUUAGUCUGGGCUUACUGGUGCUUGUCCAGCUCAAUUGGCAAUCCAUAUUGUUGGGUGCCAGCUCGUUGGGUCUUGUCAUCACAUAUCCACUGAUGAAGCGGGUGACCUACUGGCCCCAGUUGGUGCUCGGCAUGUGCUUCAAUUGGGGCGCUUUGCUGGGAUGGUGUGCCACUCAGGGCACUGUCAAUUUGGAUGCCUGUUUGCCCCUAUACCUUUCAGGAGUCUGCUGGACUAUUGUAUACGACACCAUCUAUGCUCACCAGGACAAGCUGGACGAUUUGCAAAUUGGCGUCAAGUCUACGGCGCUUCGAUUCGGCGAGAAUACAAAAGCUUGGCUAUCGGGAUUCACAGCAGCAAUGCUGACGGGACUCUCAGCCGCUGGAUAUGCCUGUGACCAGACGCUUCCAUACUAUGCUGCAGUUGGCGUCGUUGGCGCUCAUUUAAUCCAACAGAUUUACUCACUUAACAUAGACAAUCCGAGUGAUUGUGCCAAGAAAUUCAUUUCAAAUCACCAGGUCGGCCUUAUUCUAUUUCUGGGCAUUGUGCUGGGCACACUCCUCAAGUCGGAAGAUGCUAAAAGUCAGCGGAGAUCCUCAACCGCUUCUUCAUCAGCAGCAGCUACUGCCUAUGUACCAUUACCACAAUCCAAACCAGAUGUAAUUAGCUGAAAUGUCUUAGGUUAGUUGGCUUAAUUUAAUUUCAAUCAUCAUUUGCGCCUUUUCUUCGCACUAGACCAAAGUCUGUAGUUAGCUAAUUAGUUUAUGCAUAUUGUAUAUGGAAUUAAUUAUUAAUUGUUUUAACGAUAUCCAAGGUGAAUUAUUGUUUUACAAUAUAAAAAAAUACCUCGUUAAAAUCAAAGAACGCAAAACAGGUUGAGUGUAGUUGAUAUCUUUGAAGCUUAUCGACCCGUAACCUUUAAAAACAAACCGGUUUCUGUAUUAAAUCUAAUUGUUAUUUAUUAUUACAUAUAC
Drosophila innubila is the source of this 1690-nucleotide messenger RNA. It is a transcript of the gene Coq2, whose product is annotated as 4-hydroxybenzoate polyprenyltransferase, mitochondrial. The transcript is spliced from 2 exons. The coding region runs from base 140 to 1387 and encodes 415 amino acids. The record is from RefSeq and is a predicted model, not a curated record. NCBI's taxonomy places the organism in Eukaryota, Metazoa, Arthropoda, Insecta, Diptera, Drosophilidae. Gene Ontology annotation, biological process: ubiquinone biosynthetic process. Gene Ontology annotation, cellular component: mitochondrial inner membrane.